Messenger RNA from Iphiclides podalirius (scarce swallowtail), 1014 nucleotides. Lineage: Eukaryota; Metazoa; Arthropoda; Insecta; Lepidoptera; Papilionidae. The record is from the annotation of a GenBank genome assembly.
AUGAAUGUUUUAGAAGUUCUUAUUAAAGCGUCAGAGAGAGCUGCUUGUAUUGCUCGGUCUUGUGCAGAUUCAUCCGAUGAGACAUUACUCGUGACUGAAAAAGGUGAAAAUGAAGCAAACGCUCGCUUCAAUAAAGAUUUUAAAACAAUAGCUGAUGUGUUGGCCCAAGAAAGUGCUAAGGCUGAAAUAGCCACCUGUCUUCCAAACCUUGCCAAACAUAUUAGGGGUGAAGAGCGUAAUGAGAUUAACGGUAUUAAGAUCUGUUUGCAGGAUUCUUCAGAAAAGACAGCAGAAUUAAUUAGUUCUUUAGUUCCUCUGUCCACUGCAAAAUGUCUUGCACAAGCAGCUCAUUCAGAAGUGAAUUAUGAACUAACUAAUAACUUGCCAAAUAUAUUAUUGGAUCCCAAUGAUCUAGGUGUGUGGAUUGACCCUAUAGAUGCAACAGCAGAAUUCAUAGCUGGAGUAAAAGGAGAAGGAGAUCCCAAACAUGGCUUGGUCUGUGUCUCUGUUUUAGUUGGGGCUUACUUAAGAUCAUCUGGAGAGCCAGUUGUAGGCGUAAUCAAUCAACCAUUUUAUAAUGGCAAUAAGGGUCGUGUAGUGUGGGGAGUUAGCUAUGAUGGGGUUUCUAAAUGGAGUCAUGAUAACAAAGAAGUAGGAUCUGGAGAAAAUGUAGUUCUAAUAAGUGGGGCCGAAAAACCAGACAUUGUUGAAAAAUUGAAGAAUUCUGGGUGGGAGGUAACUUCUGUCCCUGGAGCUGGUCAUAAACUGUUGAAAGUUGCUUUAGGUGAAGCUGCUGCAUAUGUAGUAUCAGGAAGCACUACUUUCCGAUGGGAUACUUGUGCACCAAAUGCAAUUUUGAAUGCAAAAGGUGGAGGACUUGUCGCAUUUUCAACACACAAUUCAAUAACUUAUAAUGAUACCGAGGGUCUGGAUGCGAAGGAAUAUUGUAACUCUGAAGGCAUCAUAGCAUAUGGUAGCAAGAGUACAAUGUUAAAAAUUCUCAAUGUUUUGAAU